GAUGUUAUUAGGUGGUAUUUACUGUAGGUGCAACACACAAGGUCUUAAUCUGUGACAUCACCACUGUCUGUGUCACAUCGAGGAUUUGUGGAGUAUAAGAUUAGAGCUCUACGUCGUCAUAAAUCUCUGCUUCCCAUUUCAGCCGGGUGGUGGCGGAUGGGACAGUUGCAAGGUGUGGUCCGUGGUCUGAGGAUUUGGUGGAUAAAAAGUUUGUGUGUCUGUGUAGGGUUAACCUCUAUGAAGUUUUUUUUUCAGACCCGAAAACGUCUAAUUGUCGCAUUCACGUGGCUUGAUGCUCUCAGAUUUUUUUUAGGCUCGAUGAAGCUUGUUCUUUUUUGAGAACAGAGUUUACCCAGAACUUUUUAUGGUGCUCUUCGGUGGUUCUCCAUGAUGAACUACUGCAUACCAGACAUGUAUGAGAUGCCUCAUGUUGGAGUCGGAGGCUACACGAUGCAGGGCAGUGGUGAACACUGCAUGUACUCGGGUGAGGGUCCUGGGUAUGGACACUGUGAGCCCCAGCCCCUGCACCAUCCGCCCUGCAUGGAGCAGGCUUGGCUGCCCAGCCAGCACUACUCUUGUUCAUACGCUGGUGUUCCUCCUGUUUUUAAGAGCGAAUUUUGCGGCAUGGAGAUCCCUCUUAGUCAUUGCCACCAUCAGCCUGAGUAUUUCCCUGAGAUAAAACCUGACUUCUCACACCUACAGUGGAUGCAAGGGGCGCACAAAAAAGGGUACAUACCAAGUUACCUGGACAAGGAUGAGCUAUGUGUAGUGUGCGGGGACAAAGCCACAGGCUAUCACUAUCGCUGCAUUACCUGUGAAGGUUGCAAGGGUUUCUUCAGGCGGACAAUCCAGAAGAAUCUUAACCCAACCUAUGCUUGCAAAUACGAGGGGAAAUGCGUUAUCGACAAAGUGACCAGAAAUCAGUGUCAGGAAUGUCGCUUCAAGAAGUGCAUUGCAGUGGGAAUGGCAACCGAUUUGGUGUUGGACGACAGCAAAAGGCUGGCCAAGCGGAAGCUGAUCGAGGAGAACCGGGAGCGCCGUCGGAGGGAGGAACUUCAGAAGACGGUGUGGGACCGACUGGAGCCCACCCAGGAGGAGUGGGACCUCAUCCGUAUGGUGACUGAGGCCCAUAUGGCCACGAAUGCCCAGGGCAACCACUGGAAGCAGAAGCGGAAAUUCCUGGUCGAGGAAGCUAUGCUUCUUAAUGAAAUAACAUGUAAUUUAUUCUAUACUUCUGACCAGAGUGCAGCGGGGGUGAAUGAAACUAAGCCUGAGGAUAUUGGUCAAGCGUCCAUGGCCAAUGCACCUGAAGGAAACAAAGUGGAUAUAGAAGCCUUCAGUCAGUUUACAAAAAUUAUCACCCCUGCCAUAACCCGAGUGGUGGACUUUGCCAAAAAACUGCCUAUGUUUUGUGAGCUGCCUUGUGAAGACCAGAUCAUUCUGUUGAAAGGCUGUUGCAUGGAGAUCAUGUCACUGCGAGCUGCUGUUCGCUAUGAUCCAGAGAGCGAGACUCUCACGCUGAACGGGGAGAUGGCGGUUACUCGGGGUCAGCUGAAGAACGGAGGCCUGGGCGUAGUCUCGGAUGCCAUCUUCGACCUUGGCGUGUCGCUGUCCUCCUUUAACUUGGAUGACUCUGAGGUGGCUCUUCUCCAGGCUGUCAUCCUGCUUUCAUCCGAUCGGCCAGGCCUGAGUAGUGUGGAGCGAAUCGAACGCUGCCAAGAGGAGUUCCUGCUGGCCUUUGAACAUUACAUCAACUACCGCAAACACAAAGUGGCGCAUUUUUGGCCCAAGCUGCUAAUGAAGGUGACGGACCUGCGGAUGAUUGGCGCCUGCCACGCCAGCCGAUUCCUUCACAUGAAAGUGGAGUGUCCCACCGAGCUAUUCCCUCCUCUCUUCCUGGAGGUCUUCGAGGACUGACCAAUGGAUUUUAGUGUAUGUGUGUCUGUGUGCAUGUACGUGUGUGUGUGUAUGUGUAUGUGUGUGUGUGUGUGUGUGUGUGUGUGUGCAUCCGUCAGCGCCUGGGCACCCUGGUGGUCUCAGGGGUGGAACCAGCAGAAGGCCCGUCACAACAAACUUUCUAUUAGCACUACUGAGUGUCACUUCAUUCCAUAAGUUAGGAGUAGCUCUCUGGUCUAGUUUUGGAUGGAACCAUUCCUUACAGUGCGGGUACUUUUUUUUUUUUUCUUUCUUUGUUUUGUUGUUGUUAUUGUUGUGGAUAUAACCUCUCACCUCGGAUAUGUGUUGAUGAUUGUACAGUUUGCAUUAUGGUGAUUUUAUCAACACUUGUUUAUUCAUUAGAAACCAUGCAAAUGUUGUAUUUUCCUUCCUUAAUGUUGACAAAUUCAAAAUGGCUGCUCACCUGACACAGAUUUGUUAGCCUUUCCCCCAUCUGCUCGACUUUAUUGGACGUAUUUGUUGGUUAAUAUAUUAGUUGUCAUAUAGUCUUUCAUCCAUCUGGUGAGUGUCUGAACUGCUCAGUGCCUCACCAUCAUUCUGCGACCUGUCCCGUUAACAGCAACACUCACUCUAAUGGACAGCAGCUCACAGGUCUUUAUAAGUCUCUGCGUCGCCACUCAUCACAACGUUAACGUCAUCCUGCUGCAUUCCAGAGAUGUCAGGAAAAUAUGAAUUUGGCAGCAGAACAGUAACUCAAAGCAGAACUCCAAGUAAGAAACUUUGAACUUUUCUGAGACACCAUUAUUUAACGUCACGUCUACAUAGCAACAUACACUGUUAAAUAUUGCUAAAUAUCAUGGACAAUAUUAGCUUCUGCACUGCGACAGCGUACUAGGGCCAUUGCGAAUGGGGAAAAAAACCCCACAAGAUUUAUUUUGGAAAUGCAUGAACUGUAAGUCGUUUUGGACAGAAGGGUCUGCCAAAUGAAUGUAAAGAAUGUUUACUAUACGCUGAAUUGAUGAGUGGAUGGUAAUGGGAUGAGACAAAGGACAUAAAUCAGUUUCUAGGAGGCAUUUAUGUUCUUACAUAAGCUCUUACCCAACCUCUUAUGAAACUGAUCGGUUGGGGCUCUAUAUAUAACAAAUGCAGACUUCUCUUUAAUCAGUUAACAGAAAAAUAAUCUGCCACAUUUUUCUAAUAUUUGAUUAUUAGUUUGUCAUUUUUCAAGCAAAAAACAUUCUCUAGGUCCAGCUUCUCAUCUGUUUCAGCUUUUCUUUGUCUUUUGUGAUAGUAAAUUUGAAUAUCUUUGGAUUAUUGAAGAUUGGUCUUACAAAAUAAGCAAUUUGGGCACAUCACCUUGACCCCUUUCAAAUUAAAUCGGGCAUUUUCAGUAUUUUCUUACGUUUCGUAAACCACAAGAUUAACUGAUUAAUCAAAAGAAUAAGCAGGAGAUAAAUCAGUAGUCAAGAUAGCUAGUAGUUGUAGUAGAUUAACAACUGCAUCAUAUGCAGUAUAAGCCAGCACUUGAAAUAGUGGAAAUAUCGCAGGGCCCAAGAAUUUCUCCUAUUCCAUGGCCCUAAUUCUCUAUCGUAGCUAUGUUUGGGUGAAGAGAAUCUUGCACGCGUCUGUGUUUAUUGCCUUCAUUUCUACAAAGUGAACCGUGGCAACACAGGAAGGGUAUAAUUCCGACCUGACUACUGUUGAUUCAGACUUCCAACAUUGAAAGGAAUGCAGCAGUGACAUUCAAAUGAGCCUGUGCAUCAUCGCCAGAAACUGGUCCGGACUAACUAAAGCACACAAUGACACUGAUGUCAGGAAAAGACAAUCAUAUAGUACUCGUUUUUGUGUAACAAUGCCACAUGCUGUGCCAAAACCAAGUGAAUGAUGCCCUCCUUAUUUAAUCCCUGCUGGGCUUUCACAGCGAUACCAACUCUUGACUGGUUAUGCAGCAACUAGUUAUUGCAUGCCGCUCACAGAGUCGCUCCUCUGACUCGUGUUUCAGUCUACGUUAGCAGCUUCGACUACACAACCAGUAUGAAUUUUAAGUGUUUCAUCUCGGCCACGUUGCCUCAGUAGUCACACAUACAAUGAUUUCAGCCAUUUUGUUUUGUUUUGUUUUAUUACAACUCCCUGCAAACGGGAGACUAUGUUUAAACCGUGACGUCAUGGUGCUAUGGUGGGUUGGGGAAAUAGCUGAUUUAACUGUCAUGUUAUCUACUUGCAGAAAGUAACAGUAUCUGUUUGUAUAAAAGCCAACCACCCUCUUAUGAUGGCACGCAUAUACACUAACACACAAACAUGCACAGAUACAGUACAUACAGUAUACCUUUACACAUACUGUAUACAUGCACAUAUAUGCAUGUGCCUAAAUAACAUAUAGGUCAGACCCCACCACUGUGACCAACCAGUGAGAUUUUGAGGCCAAAUGAACAUUGGCUGGCCCAAAAACAGUAUGAUUCAUCAUCAGCAAGGUAUACUGAGAGAGCUGGUGAGAUUGUGAAAAAGUAGCGCUCUGUCCUUUCUUCAAUUUUAGCCCAUAUGUUCUUUUUUUGUUGUUCUAAAAGCUUCUCUAUGGUAUUGUUGUUUGCAAUGUGACAAACAUUUGCUUUGUAUAUCUCGCUUUUUCAAGCUUCACACUACUCCUCAAAGCCGCUUGUGUUUUUUUUUUUUUUGUUUUUGUUUGUUUGUUUGUUUGUUUGUUUGUUUUUCUCUUUUCUGUGAAGUGAUGCCUUUUAUCAAAGCAAUAGACUUGCUGCAGUGUUUGAAUGACCCGGACCUCACACACACACCUCGCAAACUGUACAGACUCAAUAUAAAUGCACAGACAAUCAGAGGGAGAGAAAUGAAUGGGGGAACAGGCACCCAGGCUCAGACGGUCCGGUUGGCAUGUAGGGCCGGGCCGUGCUGAGCCAGAGCCAUUUGGAAAAGUAACAUUGGCUACGUUUCCAUGCACCCCUGAUGUCCGCAGUCCUGUUUGAAUUCAUCCUCAUGUUGUGUGCAGGAGCCUUUAAUAACCUGUGACUGAGCCUGCCCUGUGACCUAAAAUCAUUUGUGAAUGUCAGAGGCCACAGGCAGCGACAAGACAGACAAGUGGGAUAAUGUUAAAUAAAUUUAAUCAGUUAUUACUACCAGGAGCUAGCUGCAAAAAAAAUCACAGAUGGUAGACUGAUCUAUAGCAUUAGGUCAGUCUUAAUUUUGUUUUUAGACUAGUAUAAUGGCCUUUAUCCACCAAAUAGUCCCAGGAGCUGAACUCAGGAACGAAAUAAGGACCUAAAAGUCCCUCUGGUGCAUUUGUGUUGCAUUUCAAUUGCAUCUGAAGAACCAUAAAGAUUAGACUAGCAAAUGACAUUAGCAAAUUAGACCUAAAAAGGAUUAAAAGUGAGAACUUUGGUUGAGACUUGAUUUUUUUUAAUGCAAUGAGAUGACAAAACUGUCAUCUGGUUGUCUUUUGUGAUUUACGAUUGCAUGACUGUUUGAUGUUCUACUUUAGUAUGUAACAACAUUGAAUCAAAAUUCUAUAGUUAGCCUGCUCUCUCUUACCUCUUUUUUAAACUUUUUAGACUUUUAGACUAGUCUCAGGAAUUCGGCUGCAUACGUUUCUUUGAACAUCAACAACAUUUUCAAAAAAUUCCCAUGCUAAGCCCCAGUAUGCUAGCAACAACUACAGCUUGCUCGCUUGCAGUCUGAAUGAAAGUUGUACACGUGCUGUAGCAGUUUGUAUGCUUGUGUUUGACCAGUCACUGACAUACAGUACUGUUAACACCACAUACUACCUCAGGAGCAGGGACUUUUUGGAGGGCGCAAACUGUGGCCUGGGAACCAAAACUGGACGUUCCUGCAGUCAAAAUGCAAGUUAAGUUCCUGAGUUUCUGUAAAUGUUUCUGGAUUCCUGCACAGGUAAAGCGCCACAGUGAGAGUUAAGACACUUGCACAAAAUAAAAAGUGAGUCAUUUUAAAGCCGCAUUAAUUGAUUUUUAUUUUUUUUAAAUUAUUAUUCUGUUUCUGCCAGUGGUGGGCAGAAAAAGAGCAGCAUUAACAUUCAUUUGAAGUCAUAUUUGUGUCCACCUGAUGAAUGUAAGUCCAAUAUUCAUUCUCAUUAUUGUAGAAAGAAGAAACAUCUGACCUUUUAGCUGCAAGAUGUUCAGCUUUCUCAAAAAGUUAGUUGCUAACUUGACAGAGCAAACAGUGGGUUGCCAGAAACCUGGGAACAGGGUUGAUGAGCUAUAAAAGACUUAAAUCGUACGUUGCAGAGUUGGGUAAUGGUUCUCUGUGGUCCCCUUUCACAAUAAACAUUCGUUGCUAUUAAAUAUAUUGAUUAGCAGACUUUAAAGCCUAACGUUAGCCACUGUAUAUCAGGACUUUUUGUGGGAACAGUCAUAACAAUACCACUGUUGAACCAAUUAACUGAGCGUCGCAUUCUUUAGCUUUUCCCAAAUCGAGGUUUGUGGAAUGUUUUCAUCCAUUUCCUUCGGUGGACUUGUAUUGAGGAGCUAAACCUAAAGGGCCAGUAUGGACAGGAGGAUUACUGUGACCAAGUACUCUCCCUUCCUGCUUAUGGGCAGUGAGUAUUGAAUUGCGAUAGGCUUCAACAAAAUCUGAACCUGCUGUUUGUUUGAAGUUCAUCAAGAUUAGACUUUUGUGGAAUUGAAGAAUUUAGAAUGUGAAUUAUAAUUAGAUCCACAUUAUAUUCAAAGUCAAUCUAUGCAGCCAGUAUGAACUAAUUUCCCUUACUGCGCAUUUAAGAAUGUGCAAAGGAGAGCCAAAAAUCAAAGUUUUAAAGGUAAAUCCAAUUUCUAAUCCAAAUUACAGUAGUGUUCUUUAGUCAUGACAUUUCAUCUUAUUUCUCAUUAGAAAUUGGUACUUAGAAGUGUCAUGUUUUUCAGCUUAUUCAGUCUAUAAAAGAAAUGGACUGUUAGCUCAACCAGGGUGGGUUUUUUUUUUUUUUUUAUGGCAAAGUAAGGUACCAAAACCUCACCCUAAAAUCAUUAACAGUAAACUCAAAGUUUCAAUAAUCAGUUUUAGUGUGCCGUUCAGUGGUAGAACUCCACAACAACCUGAAAAUCAUGCGUUUUAACAAAUUAUGUACUUAUAAACUUGACACGGCUACAGGUUAGCAAACUAUUUCGACUUAUACACCUAACAGAUGUGGAGCUACUUCACCACUAAUUUAUGGAGUUGUGAUUCUGGUGACCUGAUGAAUGUAAGUCUAAUAUUCAAUCUCCCUCAGUCACUGUUUUGAUCUUCGACGACCUCUGAGAGAAAUAUCUGGCUCAUUUAGCUGCCACUGUAAGUUACCAGCUUGUCGCUACCUUUUACCUGUCUGCCAUGUGGUGCUGAGCGAGUAGUGUACAGAUGAUUUAGCUGCGCUUUCUUCUGACAACAACUGCCUGUUUGAGUUGAUGAGAGCGCUUCGAGAGAUCCAAAGCAGUACAGAUGUGGGCCACAAAACCAAAACAGUGAGCUGAGAGAUGGUAAAAUUCUCCACAGAGUUGAUGGGAACUGAGUCAGAUGAUAAUCCUUUGUGCGUUCAUCACAGUAAAUGAUACCCUUUACGUUACAGGUAGUCAUUUGGCUCAUUUUUCAUAUGAAAAUAAUAAUUAGUGCAGCUAUAACUCAAAUCAAAAUAGAAAUUUGAGUAAACAUUACAAACCAUAACUUUCUGUAGUCUACAUGUAUGAUGCAAAUGUUUGUGUUUUUGUACAACGCGUACAAAUUGGACUGAAUGGCCCGAGGAAAAUGUUUGAAAUGUACAUGUCACACAACCAUAAUUACUUGAAUGAUCAUAUUUAGAGAGCUGUUGGUGCAUGUAAACAUAGUCAAUGCUGACUGCUGGUUCAGAAAGUGUUUACUGUUCCUGAAGAGGUGCCAGUAUGCUGUUAUCUCUCCCACGAAUUGUUACUUAAUGUUACUCAGUUAUAAACCCAUAACAAGAGUUGCACCAUAGAAAAGCUAUUUUACAGUACAAAGGAAAAAGGAUGUAUAUUUUCAAACUGCAGAUUUUUUUUUUUACGGAUGUUGUUAGCAUAAUAUGAACAUACUGUUUUGCAUAGCAUAAAAAAAAAAUGGUAUCUUGCUCUUAAAUACAUUUCCACGUCUCCACAAAAGAACUAUGAGCACGAUGUUAUGAAUCAUUAAAAAAAAACACUUUAAUUAGUGCAGCAUUAAUUAUACGAUUUAAAAAAAUAAAAAAUAAAAAAAAAAUAGAUUACUGUAGCUGGACUUCACUGUCAGUACAAAGCAGCACAGCUACAUAUGAACACAGUUAAGGACAACUUCUUGGUCAACGUGUAUCCAGCAUCAAAAAAAAGUCAUCCACCGUCAACACAGAUUUCUCUCCUUGUGUGUUUGAGUGUCUUCUUGUUCAACUCAUCUGUUCAUCAUGUACUGGAAAAACCCGUCACGGAGAGAAAGGGCGUGAGAUUAAGUGUGUGGUUAAGGUGUAGGAGUGAAUCUGUGGCAGCAAACCAGAAGAUGCAGAAAGUUCUUUUCCAAAUAUGCUGUCUUGCACUCUGCAUUUGACUGGAUAUAUUGUCCAGUGAUCCACUGUCCAGCUCCGGACAGUGACAGUGCUUGGACAUGAGCGUGGAGGAAAUUAUUUGCUCAUGAUUAACAAAGAUUGCAGCUAAUGUGAAUUGGCUCUUGAGAAUAAAGAUGGUUUUGAGAGACUUGGGUUUUGGUGCUUUUGCUUCUGUUGUCAUUUAAUAUGAAGUGAAUUUUCUUACACAGCAUUUUAAUUGUUGCU
Xiphias gladius (swordfish) is the source of this 8638-nucleotide messenger RNA. RefSeq names its product thyroid hormone receptor beta (gene thrb). The record is from RefSeq and is a predicted model, not a curated record. Gene Ontology annotation, molecular function: RNA polymerase II cis-regulatory region sequence-specific DNA binding; nuclear receptor activity; zinc ion binding. NCBI's taxonomy places the organism in Eukaryota, Metazoa, Chordata, Actinopteri, Istiophoriformes, Xiphiidae. The transcript has 8 exons. Gene Ontology annotation, biological process: retinoic acid receptor signaling pathway; positive regulation of transcription by RNA polymerase II; thyroid hormone receptor signaling pathway. Bases 388 to 1917 code for a protein of 509 amino acids.